Molecule: messenger RNA, 1108 nt
Organism: Alternaria rosae
Lineage: Eukaryota; Fungi; Ascomycota; Dothideomycetes; Pleosporales; Pleosporaceae
Exons: 1
Coding region: 196-852 (218 amino acids)
Source: RefSeq, a predicted model, not a curated record
GAGUGCGAAGUUGCAAAGGCAUGAAGGAGGGACAGAUAAGUAGUUUUAUGCGGGUGAGAUUGUGCUGCACAGUGUUUGCAGCGCGAACCGUAGUUCGCUACGUUUGUUGAAAAAAAAAAGUGGUGAUUUAAUCGCGCAAAUCGGUAAGCGGUACCGGCUUUGUGAGGACCAUGGACCACACGAUGCAGCCAACACAUGCGAAGGGGGAUUCGUGUGGAUUAUAUGAGCCGACAAGCAGUGGAACGGAAACAGGUAAGCCUGGGGGCAUCAUGGGACGCCCACGGGGUUCCCAGGUUGGUAUGGUGUAAUUGCGCCAACCGCGAUACGCGGGCAGUGAGAUGUUCCAAGCCCCAUGCCCAGCGCGGCCAGUCCAAAACGCAUCUCCAACACUUUGACCUAACACCCAACCACAAAGCUGCAGAUCGAGUACAAAUUGCACAACCAGCGGCCAGAGAUUGCAUCACAAUAGUGCGCUUACCUUGGCGCAUCCCGCUACGCAACGUCGCUGCGCGGCGCCCAGAAACGCGGAGGCUUGUCGCGAAAAAGCGGCGGGCUACGACGACUUAUGUAGAGGACCGCGCACUGAAUGUGAGGCGCAAGAGAGGGAUCUUCAUAUCCAAGACUCUUGGCUGUGAUCUACAGGUGAGGAUGCGUGUAACGAGGAGCCAAAUCGGGGCUUGGAGCUUGCGUGUGGGAGAGAGAUCUGCGGAGGCUGGCGCACGAAAGGUUAGAACGGUGCGCCAUCCCGCGUUCAUCACAGAGCCUCCACGACACAGUUCGGCCUGCGGCCUCGUCCAUCACCCUUUACCCCACGGAGUCUUUGGUUCUAACUGGUAUGGGAUGAUGGCUUAAACCUUACUAUCCCAAUUCAACGUGUCGCUUACCCAAACAAUCAACUUCUAAUCUCCCAGUCCUGCAGCGUCCAAAAGUAACCUCUCCCAAGAUUGCAUGGCACGUCGUGAUCGGCUGCUGGUUGUCACACGCGGUUCCCCAAGCCUGACGUUGGUGCUUCUUGGUGACAAGGAGUGGUGUGAUGGCAAGUGUUGACCCCUAUCAUAUGCUUCCUUGCGCUGUUGUAACUGGAGAACUAUAGGGGCAAGCGCACUGC